ACUGUCCAUCUAAGAUGAGUCUCCCAGAGGAAGAGAGUGUAAGAUCAGGCUCACAUGUGUUCAGCUCUGUGUCUGUGAAGAGUGACUGGUCACAUGAUCUUCCACCAAAAUUCAGUGAGAAAACACCAUCAUCACCUACCAAAAGUGUAAGAUCAGGCUCACAUGUGUUCAGCUCUGUGUCUGUGAAGAGUGACCAUUCAAUAUUUAUACCACCAGAAUUCAGUGAGGAAACAAUAUCAUCUACCAAAAGGGUUCAAUAUGAGAAAUCAGCCGCAGAAUUCCAGACGUACCGCCUCCGUAAAGAGUUCAGUGAAAAUCGCCUCUGGAUCUUCCAGGAUCUUGAGAACAAAAUAGUCGUAUUUCUGAAAAAUGAGUUGGAAAAGUUGAAGAAAAUAUUACAAAAAGAGAACACACAGUACUUUGUGCAAGACUUCAAUGAAGGCAUGUGCAGUAUCAAAGAAGCAGCUCUGGAUAUCACACUUUACUUCCUAAGAGAUAUGAAGCAAGAUAAACUUGCAGAUACUCUAGAGGAUGAGCUCGUCCUCAUUCAUCAGCGACAGCUGAAAUCAAACCUGAAGAGGAAGUAUCAAUGUGUGUUUGAAGGAAUUGCAAAACAUGGUGAUUCUACACUUCUGAAUAGCAUCUACACAGAUCUCUAUAUCACUCUGGGUGGUAGUGAACAGGUCAAUACUGAACAUGAAGUAAGACAGAUUGAGGUUGCUUUCAGACGUCAUGAAUCACAAGAGAUACAGGUUGAAUGCACAAAUUUGUUUGAAGCACCUGAACAAGACAAGGAGAUCAGAACUGUACUAACAAAAGGAGUUGCUGGCAUCGGAAAAUCAGUCUCUGUGCAAAAGUUUGUUUUGGAUUGGGCUGAAGAAAAAGAAAAUCAGGAUAUCAGCUUUGUAUUUCCUCUUCCUUUCCGGGAGAUGAACUUAAAGGAGGAAGAAAACCAAAGCUUGAUGAGCCUUGUAAGUCAGUUUUUCCCUGAGACAAAAGGACUGAACCUUACAAGAAGGAAUCAAUUCAAAGUCCUGUUCAUCCUUGAUGGAUUAGAUGAAUGCCGACUUCCUCUAAACUUUGAGGGUAAUGAGACAUGGCGUGACGUCUCGUCACCAGCCUCUCUGGAUGUUCUCCUCACAAACCUCAUCAAGGGAAAUCUGCUUCCUUCUGCUCUCAUCUGGAUCACCACCAGGCCAGCAGCUGCCAGUAAGAUUCCUCCUGACUGUAUCGACCGGCUGACAGAGAUACGAGGAUUCAAUGAUGAACAAAAGGAGGAGUACUUCAGAAAAAGAUUCACCGAUGAGAAUCAGGCCAACAAAAUUGUUGAUCUUGUUAAACAAUCAAAGAGUCUCUUUAUCAUGUGCCACAUCCCAGUCUUCUGCUGGAUUUCAGCCACUGUUCUCCAGAACAUUUUGGAGGAGAAAAGAACUGAAGACACUCCCAAGACUCUGACACAAAUGUACACACACUUUCUCCGCUUUCAGAUCCAGCAGAGCAGACGGAAGUAUGAUGUUUCCUGGGAUAAAGAUACCAUCCUUUCACUGGGAAAACUGGCAUUUCAUCAGCUGGAAAGAAACAACCUGAUCUUCUAUGACACAGAUCUGGAAGCCUGUGGUAUUGACGUCUCUAAAGCAUCAGUGUAUUCAGGCAUGUGUACCCAGAUCUUUAAGGAGGAUACAGGGAUCAUUCUUGGUACCAUGUACUGCUUUGUUCACUUGAGCAUUCAAGAGUUCAUUGCAGCCCUUUAUGCACAUCUGUUUCUAGACAUCAACAACCAAAGUGUCUUUGAUCAAGACUCCACAGAAAAGGAAAACAAAAGUGAAACCUUGACUGAUUUGCUCAAGACUGCAGUGGACAAGGCACUUGAGAGUGACAGUGGACACCUGGACCUUUUUCUUCGAUUCCUCCUCGGUCUGUCACUUGAGUCCAGUCGUCCACUUUUAAGAGGUCUGUUAACUCAGCAAGACAGCAAUGACCAGAGCUACAAGGAAAUAGUUCAGUACAUCAAGCAGAAAUUAGACUCUAAUCUAUCUCCAGAGAGAUCCAUCAAUCUGUUUCAUUGCCUGAAUGAACUGAACGACCAAACUCUGGUGAAAGAGAUUCAAAGCCAACUUAACAAAGGAAGUCUCUCAUCUUCUGAUCUUUCUCCUGCCCAGUGGUCUGCUGUGGCCUUUGUGUUGUUGACGUCAGAGGAAGAGCUGGAGGAGUUUGAUCUACAGAAAUUCAAGAAAUCAGACGAGUGUUUCUUUAGACUUUUGGAAGUUGUCAAAACCUCCAAAAGAGCUUUGUUAAAUGAUUGUGACUUAACAGACAGAAGCUGUUUAGCUCUGGCUCCAGUUCUUGUAUCAGACUCCAAUCUGAAAGAGCUCAACAUGAACAAUAAUAACCUACAGGAUUCAGGAGUGAAGAAACUCUGCAUUGGACUGAAAAGUAUAAAUUGUAAAUUAGAGAUACUGAGGCUCAGUAAGUGUGAUCUAACAGUGAAAAGCUGUUCAGCUCUGGCUUCAGUUCUCCGUUUGGACUCCAGCAGUCUGAAAGAUCUUGACCUGAGCAAUAAUAAUCUGCAGGAUUCAGGAGUGAAGCUGCUCUCUGAUGGCCUGAAAGAGAACUGUAAACUGGAGAAGCUCAGACUUUCAAAUUGCAGUAUUACUGAAGAAGGUUAUCUAGCUCUGGCUUCAGCUCUGAGAUCAAACCCUUCACACCUGAUAGAGCUGGAUCUCACAGGAAAUGAUCCUGGACAAUCAGGAGUGAAGCAGCUCAAUGAUUUACUACAGGAUCCAAACUAUCAACUGAAGACACUGAGGUUUUUGGGUCCUGCUGCAGAUGAAGCCUGUCAGUAUGUGACUGGAAUUGUGGGUAAAAACCCGUUAAUGCUGAGAGAGCUGAAUCUGAGUGAACAUGAACUAGGAGACACACAAGUGAAUCAGAUCUCUGCUCUACUGCAGGAUAAACACUGUAAACUCAAGACACUGACUCUGCGUAAGUGUGGUCUAACAGAGAAAAGCUGUUCAGCUCUUGCUACAGUCCUGAGAUCAAACUCCAGUCUGAAAGAUCUUGACAUGAGUAACAAUAAUCUGCAGGAUUCAGGAGUGAAGAAACUUGGAUUAGAAAAUACAAACUGCACACUGGAGAAACUCAGACUCUCUAACUGCAGUAUCACAGAAGAAGGUUAUAAAGCUCUGGCUUCAGCUCUGAGAUCAAACCCUUCACACCUGAUAGAGCUGGAUCUCACAGGAAAUUAUCCUGGACCAUCAGGAGUGAAGCAGCUCAAUGAUUUACUACAGGAUGGACAUUAUCAAUUGAAGACUAUCAGGUUUCUGAAAAGUGCUGCUGCACUCGAAGCGUGUAAGUAUCUCACUAAAGUUCUGGGUAAAAGUCCAUUAUUACUGAAAGAACUGGAUCUGAGUGACGAUAAAUUAGGAGAGCUGGAUGGAGAGAAACUCUCUGCUCUUUUGAUGGACUCUCAUAGUAAAGUGGAGAAAAUGAAGCUGAAUAAUUGUAAGCGGACAAAGAAAAGCUGUUCAGUUCUAGCUACUGUUCUCUUCUCAAAAACCAUCCUGAAAGAGAUGAACCUGAACAACAGCCGUCUGCUGGACUCAGGAGUCAAAGAGAUCUGUGAGGGACUGAAGAAUCCUGUGUGUGAGCUGAAGAUACUCAAACUUUCAGACUGCAGUAUCACUGAAGAAGGUUAUAAAGCUCUGGCUUCAGCUCUGAGAUCAAACCCUUCACACCUGAUAGAGCUGGAUCUCACAGGAAAUGAUCCUGGACAAUCAGGAGUGAAGCAGCUCAGUGAUUUACUUCAGGAUCCAAACUAUCAACUGAAGACACUGAGGUUUUUGGGUCCUGCUGCAGAUGAAGCCUGUCAGUAUGUGACAGGAAUUGUGGGUAAAAACCCGUUACUUUUGAGAGAACUGAAUCUGAGUGAACGUGAACUAGGAGACUCAAACAUGAAGCGGCUCGCUGCUCUACUGCAGGAUAAACACUGUACACUCAACACACUGACUCUGUGUGGAUGCAGUAUUACAGAGAAACAGUGUCUCAUCCUGACUUCAGCUCUGAAAACAAACCCAUCACACCUGAGAGAACUGGACCUGAGUGAGAAUAAACUCAAAACAGGAGUGAAGAUCUUAUGUGACGUACUGAAGGAUUCAGACUGUAAACUGGAGAGAUUGAGGUUAAGAUACUGUGAUAUGACAGAUGAAGGUUGUUCUGCUGUAACUUCAGCUUUGCAACCAAACCCAUCAAACCUGAGAGAGCUGGACCUCAGUGGAAAUCAACUAGGAGUUGAAAACCUUGGUGUUCUGCUGAAGAACCCAGAAUUCAAACCGGAAAUACUAGCUCUGUGUGGAUGCAGUAUUACAGAGAAACAGUGUCUCAGUCUAAGUUCAGCUCUGCGUUCAAACCUUUCACACCUGCGAGAACUGGACCUCAGUGAAAAUGAACUAAAAAACACAGGAGUGAAUCACUUAUGUGACGUACUGAAGGAUUCACACUGUAAACUGGAGAGAUUGAGGUUAGGAUGCUGUGAUGUGACAGAUGAAGGUUGUUCUGCUGUGACUUCAGCCCUGAAAUCAAACCCAUCACACCUGAGAGAACUGAACCUCAGUGGAAAUCAACUAGGAGAUUCUGGAGUGAAACACCUCUGUGAUCUACUCAGGAACCCACAAUGCAAGCUGGAGAAACUAGAUCUGUGUGGAUGCAGUAUUACAGAGAAACAGUGUCUCAUCCUGAUUCUAGGUCUGUGUUCAAACCCAUCACACCUAAGAGAGCUGGACCUCAGUGAGAAUCAAAUGAAAAACACAGGAGUGAAUCACUUGUGUGACAUACUGAAGGAUUCACACUGUAAACUGGAGAGACUGAGGUUAAGAUACUGUGAUAUAACAGAUGAAGGUUGUUCUGCUCUGACUUCAGCUCUGAAAUCAAACCCAUCACACCUGAGAGAACUGGAUCUUAGUGGGAAUAAAGUAAAAAACAAAGGAGUGAAGCACUUAUGUGAUGUACUGAAGAAUUUAGACUGUAAACUGGAGAGAUUGAGACUUUCAGACUGCAGUAUCACUGAAGAAGGUUAUAAAGCUCUGGCUUCAGCUCUGAGAUCAAACCCUUCACACUUGAUAGAGCUGAAUCUCACAGGAAAUGAUCCUGGACAAUCAGGAGUGAAGCAGCUCAGUGAUCUACUACAGGAUCCAAACUGUCAGCUGAAGACACUGAGGUUUUUGGGACCUGAUGCAGAUGAAUUCUGUCAGUAUGUGACUGGAAUUGUGGGUAAAAACCCAUUACUCCUGAGAGAACUGAAUCUGAGUGAAUGUGAACUAGGAGACACACGAGUGAAUCAGAUCACUGCUCUGCUGCAGGAUAAACACUGUAAACUCAACACACUGAUUCUGAAUAACAGCGAUAUCACAGAAGAAGGUUGUCGUGUUCUGGCUGCAGCUCUAAAUUCAAAUCCAUCAAAUCUGAAAGAGCUGAAUCUGAGUAAGAAUAAACUAGGAAACUCAGGAAUGAAGAUUAUGUUGACUCUGUUUGAAAAUGUACAGUGUAGACUGGAAAAGCUGAAGUUGAACUGCAUCAGUAUUACAGGUGACGGUUGUGCUGCUCUGGCAUCAGCAUUUAAUUCAAACCUCAGAGAGCUGGAUCUGAGCAAAAAUCAAGUAGGAAACUUAGGAGUAACAGAAAUCUCCAGUGUGCUGAGAAAUUCACAAUGCAAACUACAGAUACUCAGACUUUCAGACUGCAGUAUCACUGAAGAAGGUUAUAAAGCUCUGGCUUCAGCUCUGAGAUCAAACCCUUCACACCUGAUAGAGCUGGAUCUCAGAGGAAAUGAUCCUGGACAAUCAGGAGUGAAGCAGCUCAAUGAUUUACUACAGGAUCCAAACUGUCAACUGAAGACACUGAGGUUUUUCAGUCCUGCUGCAGAUGAAGCCUGUCAGUAUGUGAAUAGAGUUCUGGGUGAAAACCUGUUACUCCUGAGAGAACUGAAUCUGAGUGAACAUGAACUAGGACUCUCAGGAUUGAACAAACUUGCUGCUGUACUGCAGGAUAUACACUGUAAACUCAACAAACUGAUUCUGAAUAACAGCGAUAUCACAGAAGAAGACUGUCAUGCUCUGACUGAAGCUUUAAAUUCAAACCCUUCAAAUCUGACAGAACUGAAUCUGAGUGGGACUAAACUCAGAAACUCAGGAAUGAAAAUCUUCUCGACUCUGUUUAAGAAUGAAAAAUGUAGUCUGAAAAACCUGAUGUUUAAUUGCAUCAGUAUUACAGAAGAAGGUUGUGCGGCUCUGGCGUCAGCAUUUAAUUCAAACCCUUCAAACCUGAUAGAGCUGGAUCCGAGUGGAAAUAAACUCGGAAACUCUGGAGUGACUGAAAUCUCCAAUCUACUGGGAAACUCUCAGUGCACACUGCAGAUACUCAGACUUUUAGACUGCAGUAUCACUGAAGAUGGUUAUAAAGCUCUGGCUUCAGCUCUGAGAUCAAACCCUUCACACCUGAUAGAGCUGGAUCUCACAGGAAAUGAUCCUGGACAAUCAGGAGUAAAGGAGCUUGAUGAUUUACUACUGGAUCCAAACUGUCAGCUGAAGACACUGAGGUUGUUGGGUCCUGCUGCAGAUGAAGCCUGCCAAUAUGUGAUUAAAGUUCAGGGUGAAAACCCGUUACUCCUGAAAGAGCUGAAUCUGAGUUUACAUGAACUAGGAGACACACGAGUGAAUCAGAUCGCUGCUCUACUGCAGGAUAAACACUGUAAACUCAACGCACUGAUUCUGUGUGGAUGCCAUAUUACAGAGAAACAGUGUUUCAUCCUGACUUUAGCUCUGAAAUCAAACCCAUCACACCUGAGAGAACUGGACCUGAGUGGAAAUAAAAUAGAAAACAAAGGAGUGAAGCACUUAUGUGAUCUACUGAUUGAUUUCCGCUGUAAAAUGGAGAGACUGAGGUUAAGAGGCUGUGAUAUGACAGAUGAAGGAUGUUCUGCCCUGACUUCAGCUCUGAAAUCAAACCCAUCACACCUGAGAGAGCUGGACCUGAGUGAGAAUAAACUAGGAGACUCUGGAUUUGAAAACAUUAGCAAUCUACUGAUGAACACACAAUGCAAGCUGGAAAUACUAGCUCUGUGUAAAUGCAGUAUUACAGAGAAGCAGUGUGUCUUCCUGACUUCAGCUCUGAAAUCAAACCCAUCACACCUGAGGGAACUGGACCUCAGUGGAAAUGUACUUAAACACACAAGAGUGAAUAAAUUGUAUGAUAUACUGAAGGAUUCACGAUUUAAACUGGAAAGAUUGAGGUUAAGGUACUGUGCUAUAAAAGCUGAAGAUUGUUCAGCUCUGACUUCAGCUCUGAAAUCAAUGUCAUCACACCUGAGAGAGCUGGCCUUGAGUGGGAAUGAAAUAGGCCAGUUGGGAGCAACAAACCUCAGUGAUCUACUGAUGAACCCACAAUGCAAGCUGGAAAAACUAGAUUUGUGUAGAUGCAGUAUUACAGAGAAACAGUGUCUCAUCCUGACUUCAGCUCUGAAAUCAAACCCAAUACACCUGAGAGAGCUGAACAUCAGUGUGAAUCAACUAGGAGACUCUGGAGUUGAAAACCUUGGUGUUCUGUUGGGCAGUUCACAAUGCAAACUGGAAAAACUACACCUGGAGAAAGAACAUUUGCUCAGCUGGAGAGCUGGUGUGAACUACAUUGGUAGCUUUGGUGGGUGGUUAACAUCCUGGUCUAAAGCUCAGGAGGAUCCUGUGGAAUCAACAGAACAAGAAAAGGUCACCGUUAGAUGAGGAAUUCUCAGAAUAAAUCAAUAUGUGUGGUGGUAAUUUGGCCGAGAUAUUGCUAAACUGCAAUUAAGAAAUACAAAAAUGCCAAACUUACAGCUACUACAACUUCAAAUAACUGCUUAACAAAUCGAAAGUUUACUGGUGGAAAAGGCUCAGACCUUCAAAUGAAAUAAUGCAGUAUUAAUAGAAGCAUGCGAGUAAUGUUAUUUACUCUAGUAUUGUUAGUUUAGUAUUCAGUUUAAGGUCUACAUCAUAAUGAUGGUGGCUGGGUUUAUUUGAGAGAUGAAGAAGUGUAUCAGGACUGGAUCAAAUGCUUUGAUGAGCCUGUUGGUUAUCUAGGUGCUGCACCCUUAGACUUUCUGUCCCUCUUUCUGACUGCUGACUUCUGGAACCUCAUUACAAAUGAAACCAACAGAUAUGCUCAUCAGUUUCUAAACUCCCAACAGCUGAAACCCAAUUCCAGAUUUCCUGAAUAUUUCCUGAAUAUUAGUGAUGAACUGAUCAAAAAGUAGGCUACUGUUCACAUGCGUUUUACUACUAUAUAGUAUAGUAAUAU
This is a messenger RNA of Sinocyclocheilus anshuiensis, 8322 nucleotides long. RefSeq names its product protein NLRC5-like. Lineage: Eukaryota; Metazoa; Chordata; Actinopteri; Cypriniformes; Cyprinidae. The record is from RefSeq and is a predicted model, not a curated record. Gene Ontology annotation, molecular function: protein binding.